Messenger RNA from Limanda limanda (common dab), 2852 nucleotides. It is a transcript of the gene relt, whose product is annotated as RELT TNF receptor. The record is from RefSeq and is a predicted model, not a curated record. Lineage: Eukaryota; Metazoa; Chordata; Actinopteri; Pleuronectiformes; Pleuronectidae. Bases 1 to 1335 code for a protein of 444 amino acids. The transcript has 10 exons. Gene Ontology annotation, biological process: apoptotic process. Gene Ontology annotation, molecular function: protein binding.
AUGAGGAACCACCUUUACUGCGCAGCUCUCGUCCUUCUCACGGUGUUUGGCUGUGGUUGGACUGCAGCAGUGCAGUGUCGGUGGGGAGAAGGGUGUGUAUGUCUGCAAUGCCCUGCAGGCGAGGAGCCCUGCAAGGCUUGUGGGCAGAUCCAAAGUCCAGCAGAGGAAGUGAAAUGCCGAUUGUGCCCGACGGGAACCUUUUCGGACGCAUUUGACACUGAGCUUUGCCGUCCUCAUGCCUACUGCGAGGUCGUCAAUCGGAAGGUCGCGACCCCUGGCACCGCAACCUCAGAUGCCGUCUGUGGAGACUGUCUGCCCGGGUUUUAUUCCUCUACCUCCGGGGAAGUUUCCACCCAGAGUCCCUGUGUGAAAACAUUACUUGUCAGAACAGUUCGCACAGUGGGAAAAGGUUUGUCUGCUGGUGCAGGAGGAACAAUCAAUGGCACACUGGUGCAGAGUGCUGAGGAGAAGACGGCCGAAUACGCUGUUUUUGCCUUGGUGCCCAUCUUCUGUGUGAUGGGCCUGUUGGGUAUCCUCAUCUGCAACAUCCUGAAGAAGAAGGGAUACCGCUGUGCGGCUGAGAAGGAGGGAGGGGAUGAGGAGAUGGCCACACAACAAAAAGAAGGUAGCACCUGUCCCUACAUAUCUGACGACCUCAAUGAAGACACCAUCGGUGUCCUCGUUCGCCUCAUCACUGAAAAGAAAGAAAAUGCUGCUGCACUGGAGGAGCUGCUGCUUGAGUACGAGAGCAAACAGAUGGCCUUGAAAGGAUCCUCAAUCAAGUUUCCCAUGCUGUCUCCCCUGUCCACAUUCUGCUCCCUCCCCAGACUCUGCCCCCAUCAGUCCCACCUCCACACCAUCUCCGGCCUCUCGGGCCUGGCCCCCAAACACGGCUUACGUUGCACCCGUUGCGCUCAGAGAAAAUGGCCGGCUUUUCUCAUACCUCCUCUGGAUUCCCUCAAAGAUCCACUGAAGCCCCCGCAGACCCUCAUCCUGCCCUCCCUGGACACAUCCACCGACCAGCAGAAGACCCCCCUUCUGGCGGGAGUGUGUCUUGACAUGCACCAUCCCCCAACUGUCGUGCCAAAUACUUUAAAUGAAAAAUUAGAAGUGACUGAAGUGAAGGAGAAGAAGGAGGGAGAGCUGACAGUGUUGUCUGUGGGGAGAUUUCAAGUUGCUCAGAUUCGUGAGCAGCAACCUGUCACCAUGGAAACCAAGACAUCAUCCCAAGAAGCAGAGAAGCAGAGAAACUCACUGUUUGGUGGGAAACACUUCUCCUCUUCAUCAUCUGGCAUCUGGAGGUCGUCCUUGUACCUCCCUAUGUCCUUCAGAUGAGGAGUGAGAGAAAGACGGUGUACGAUGAAGCUACCUCGCUGAAGAUGACCUCAUCAUCCUCUGACGACUUCACAGCACGGGGAGUAGUGUUUUGUUUAAUGCAACUGACACCAAGAAACUACAAGAACCACCUCCUGCUGGAAGACGUCAUGUCUAUUUAUGCAAGAAGAGAAACAUUCAUGUAUUUAUUACUACAUAAAGAGUAGAUCAACUGAAGCUGCUUCACUGUCCCCAUCCAGAGUGGGAAAGGCUCGAUCAGUGGAUAUAUUUAUUUCUCGUGAAGUGAACAAUUAAUCAACAAGUGACACUAGACGAAGGGAUGAGAAAACAAAGUGUGGAAGUUUGUAUAAGAAACAAAGUCACCUUCAGUCCCUGUAUUUGCAUUUCAAUUAAAAAUUCAAGUCUAUUAAAAUAGACCUGGGGGUUAAAACAUACACGACACAUCACUACAUCAAGACAAACAGACAGUAUUUUACUAUAAGAAACUCAAACAGUAGUGAGAGUAACCAAAUUCAUUCAGAGGUGUGUAAAGAAACAAGAAAGGAACAUCAAGUUUGAGUUUGAAGGUUGGUCCAUCACAUCAUGCAUGAUUACAGACUCCAGUCGCACCACAGAAAGUAUUAUGAAGACAAACUGUUGUAAAAACGCAAUAUGAUUUCUAAGUUUGAGAUAUUUUGUACAAGUUCUGUGAUUUAGCAUCUCUUGCUCCUGCUCACAUAGAAAGUGCAGGUGAGUGAAAGGCUCAGACCUUGAGGAAUGUUGAAUGUAGAAGGAGCUCACUUCACUUGGACUUAUUGAACAUCAGAGAGUUUGAAAACCAUUUGUUCUGCAAUGUACACCCACCCACAAUCAGCACUUAUAGUAAUGUAUGUGACUUUUAACCUCUUAGACAAGAUGCGGGACCAUAAGAAUACGUGAUCAGAGGCCAAAUUAUGUUUUAGAGGGGCCCCCUGAUACUGUAUCACAGCAUCUGCUUUCCAAUAACAAGAAUCAGCCUUUCACUCUCAGGGCAAAAUAAGUACGAAGUGUAUAAAGCUCGGUUUUGUAGAAUAGAACAUGUAAAUGAAUGUACAUAUGUAAAUAUGGGUGGGUAUCAAGAAACGGACCAUACCUUGCUUUUAUAAUUUUUAGUAUAUGUUUGGGUGAUAUACUAGAUCUCGUGUCAAGGUAAAGACGGCACCAGUGAGUGACAUUUGUAAUCCACCAAUCAAAACCUGGCAAACUCCUCGCACACCUCAGUGCAGAGAAAACCGAAUCGACCUUUUUAAUUCAGUUCAGUUUUAACUUUUCACCAUUUGGCUGCAACAUUUUAGUGAAAUGCUUUUCUGUGCAAAUAACCCAACCUCAGUUAAGUAACGACUCCCACACAAAUAAACAUACACACAGGGAUGCGUGAUCCUUUCUUUAUAGUUUCAUUAAAUCAACCAUGGCUGCAGAGGAUAAGUCGUAGAGAUGCUUCAAAAUCUUGUCUUUAGUUUACAUCCUCAUGGGUUUUAAAGAGUGCACUAUAUUCAUAG